AGAAGAGGGUGAAGUGAUUUAAAACAAGGUUAUGAAUACGAUUCUUAUAAUAAAUAAAAAAUCAAUGAUAGGACGACACGUCAGAUAGUAGGAAGUAAAAAUAUAACAGAGCACGUCAAAGACAUUUGAGCAGCAAGAAGCAAGCAGAUAAAAGGAGUUAGAAGUAUCAGCCAUGGCUAUGAGAUCAUCGGACAUGGAAGUUUCCGAAGCAAUGGCAGCUGCCAAGCAAGAUGAUGACAUUGAGCCACUUUCAGGACAACCCUUCUUUCAUGUUAAGCUUACGAAAUCGCAUGUUGGUGCCAGAAGAGUUUAUCAAAUGAUAUUGCCUGUACACUUUACUCGGAUACUUCCCAACAAAACCGUGCCAGUGACCCUCACUUGCAGCGGGAAGAGUUGGGAGACGAUUUAUCUAGGUAAAGGUUUGUGCUUCAACAAGUUCAGCCCAUCAGGAUGGAAGACAUUUGUUGUUGAUAACAUGCUCAAGGUUGGAGAUUUCUGUGUGUUUGAACUCAUGGAAUGCAGUGAUAUCGCUCUCAACUUUAAGGUUCAAAUUCUUCGAGGCGACUUUCCAUCGGUUUUAGAGAACAAGGAAGCCGGUACAAUCUACAAUCCCAUUGUUGUUGAGUAAUAUGAUCAUUAGAAUGAUUAAGCUGGUUUUCCCUGCUUGUAGUGAAUGUAGUGGUAGUUAGGAUGCUCAUAAACUUAUGUUACUUAGAUUCGGGAAUUCAUUUUCGAUAUAUGUAUGCAUUCAAGAGUCUGACUCGGCUAAAUUAUGGAAAAAAUAA
Amaranthus tricolor (Joseph's coat) is the source of this 785-nucleotide messenger RNA. RefSeq names its product B3 domain-containing protein Os04g0386900-like. The transcript is spliced from 3 exons. Gene Ontology annotation, molecular function: DNA binding. Bases 173 to 628 code for a protein of 151 amino acids. NCBI's taxonomy places the organism in Eukaryota, Viridiplantae, Streptophyta, Magnoliopsida, Caryophyllales, Amaranthaceae. The record is from RefSeq and is a predicted model, not a curated record.